AUGGCUCAGGGUCCGGGCUUGGAAAUCAACAAGGCACGGGGUGACUUGUGGCCAGGGGGCCUCACCCAGAGAGAUCUUCCAGACUCCGACAGCGAUGCGGACAUGUUGACCAAUUUCCGGAAGGCAAAGCAAACAAAGGCGCAGCCGAUCUCGCAGAAGAAGGAAGUGGCAGACAACGAUGAUGCCACGCGGGACCCAUUUCUGAGGAUGAGCCAAAUGAGCCCUCCGAUGCCAACCAGCCCGCCCAUGGGCCAAACGAACCAAUCGAUGGGCCAGAGGCCUUCAGCUGCACCAAAUGUGCCCAAGCUCGAGGGUCCAUGCCCGGUUCUUUGGUGUGGCAGACGGCAUGAUAAGUCGGUCAUCCUGUCAGCGAACCAAUGGAUCACCCUUGGUAAAGAGGCUUGCACAGUGCGGUUGCCUGACAAGGCGGUGUCGGCACGGCAUUGUCAGAUCAGAUGGGUCAGCCAAUCAAGGCAAGUGGAAUUUGUGGACACAAGCCUCAAUGGUACCUGGAUCAGUGGAGAAAAGGUGCAUAAGAAUCGCCUUGAACCCAAACUCCUGGAGCACGGAGCCAACAUCAUCGUGGAGGCAGAAUCUUCCAGCAACUUCUUCUCCUUCAUGUUGGACAUGCGCAACACGGGCUUGGGCUUAGGUGACCCACGGCAGUUGCCAAGAGGAGUGGAUCGGCGGAAGCAGGAGCUGGAACGUGACAAGUGGAAGAAGCACCUCUUGGAAUUGCGGCUGCGUCGCGAGAAGCAGGAAAAUGAUAUCCUUCAAAAGGAGCAACUCUUCUAUGAGCUGCAGGUGCAACGGAAGGACAUCGAGUCCAGGAGCCAAAUGUGGCAGACGGAGAUUGAACGCUUGAAGAUAGAUACGGAGUCGAUCCUGGAGAAGAUGUUUGCAAAGCGCAAGGAGUGGAAAGAGAAGUUGCAGGAGCUCUACAAGCAGGGCGAGGCUGCUGCGGUGCCGUUGACAGAAAAGACCAUCCACAAGCAGGAAGAGGUGGGCAAAUUGGAGAUGCAGGUCAACGAGCUUGAGCGUGAGAUCUACCCAGAUCGGUUUGCUUUAGCCGAAUUGCCAGAGGAGGAAGAGAAGGUGAAAGGCCUUGAAGAAACAGAUAACGAGGAGGAAAAUACGCCUGGAACGGGGCAACCGGAGAAUGAGCCACAAACCUCUGCACCACAGCAGCCAUCCUCUGGAUAUGCCCCAACCACGCCAGCCAAGACGCCCGCGCUUGACAGUGGGGCUUAUCAACAACACAGUGCACCUGCAAUUGACAGUGCACCUGCCAUUGACAGUGCCAAGUUUGAGGAGGAGGUGAUGGAAAUGGUCGCAGAGAACUCGGCACAGGCAAGUGCUUCAGCCGAGGCCUCUGCUGAGAUCGGGGAACCCGCCUCCAAGCGUCCUCGAGUGGGGAAGGUUUUGGGGCUUGUCCCGGUCCGACAUGUGGGGGGAUUGAACAAAACAACUGGAUGUGAUUCAGGUGAGCUGUUGAUGGGCAUGUUGUCACAGGCGGCCCUUGUUGGGAAUGGUGCCAUGAUCCCGUUUGCCACCUUUUUUCGCUACCUCUUUCUGACAAAGCUGGUGGAUCUGAAGCUGGGCCAUGGAGUGCCCGGAAGCUCUGGCACCUCAAGGUUGCAAGCCUUGAAACAAAGCAUCUUGGAGGCUCAGCUGGGCCAUGCCAUGGCCAUGGGGGUGAUUGAUCCUUGGUGGGGUUGUCGAGGCUCACAGCGUUUCACCCAAAUUCUGCAAUCCCAAGAGGACACCUCGGACACCUCGGCAUCGUUUCAUGCAGGUCCCUGCUUUUCGCCCAUCUUUCAAGAUGCUGCCCACAUGGCAAACGCCGCGGCUGGUGUGGCUGACUGCGCUACAAUGCCUGAUGCUAUCGGUUGGUCACCUGUGAAGAACAUGCCUCAGCGGGAUACAGCGCCCUACUUUGCGCUGAUCCGAACGGACUACAAGUUUCGUUUGCAGAAUGACUAUGUUGCCUACAGCAUAGACAUUCUCAUCGAUCCAUGUCGGGAUCUUGUCCGCGCGGGUGGGAGAGGCUCUGCAUGUUGCAAGGAUCAGAACAUCGCAGGAUGUCAGCACCACCCAGACAUCGAAGCUGGACAAGACCUGCAGGUGGCGUACAUGCAAAACGCGCACAUUGCCAGCUGUCGUGGUACAGACUUUGAAUACGAUCCCAAUUGCGGAACCUAUUUGGAGGUCCACCGACCCGGCACCAAGGAGGUCCUGUCGGACGUGCGAAUCGAUGCGCAGUCCUUCCCAAGUGGUUACCAGACAGUGUUCCUGGCGACACAUCGGCUCUGUCGAGGUCAAUAUGAGGCUCGAAAACGACAGAAGUUCGCAAGUAUUGAACUCAUGGCAAAUUGUCUGGUGGGUUGUGCGGACGCGCUCCGGCCCUUACGCUCCUGUCGCUCUCCGACAUGCCAUGAGUCGUCGCGUCGACGAGCACCAGGCAGUGGCAGAAAUGCCACGGAGGGCUUCCGCUUGGAGCGAUUUCAGGGAAGUCCUGCCUCACUGGACUCUGCAGAUCCCUUGUUGGAGCUGGGCUUAGGCCCUGUAAGCCCUAGCGGGCAAGGCACCGAGGGCUCUACCUCACCGACCCCGUCCUCGCCGACCUCCGAAAAAACCACGCGAUCGAUGGUGCGGCAGAAAGUGAGGAAGGCCAUGCUACAUCGAAUGCCCGCACCCGAUGUGAUCAUGUACUUCGCCGACAUGCAAAGCUUGGGCUCAAAAGUAGGGGAUUCAGCAGGCAUCGCGCAACAUUUGCUAAGCCAGAUGGCCAGCAAAAUGGCGGGCUUGUCGGUGGCAUGCCGCCGCGCGCCUGCACCACAGCUCUGGCUGGGAAGUUCCUUGGCAGUGACCCUGGACACUGGUGCAGAGGGCUCUGUUCCACCGGAAGUCAAUGUGAAACUCUUCGGAUGGGGGCAGGCCACCCUGACGACCAGCGACACACAUCAGCAGCUGCCUCCCUCGGAGCGCCGCGAACGCAGCGCGAAAUGGCGCGAAUUCAUCACAAACAUCGACAAGGUUGGCUGGGAGGCGUCACGUGCUUACCUGCAUCGUUUCGGCAACAACCACGGCUGGAAAGAGGUGAAGUUCGUGGUGGCGGACUUUGACGCGAUCAGCCACAAUGACUUCAUCGGCCAGGCCUCCCUCCACCUGGAUGAGAAGAACGCCAGCUGCAUGGGGGAGCAGGUCAUCCAGCUAGUCGACCGCAGCGAGAAUCCGGUCAUCGGAAAGAACGGCCUGCCCACCACGCUGACCUGCUCGGUGCAACUUCACACUCUGUCGCAGGUCCGCAUGCGAGGACUUUGGCGAGUCCACGUGCACCGUGCAGUGAAUCUUCCCAAGCGGGACCUUAGCGGAACUUCGGAUGCCUGGGUCUCCGUCUAUGCCACUGGCGGGGAGGAGUCACAAUUCUGCUUCCAGCAGCGGAGCUCUGUCGUCCCGCGCAGCCUGAAUCCGGAGUGGAACGAGACCUUCGAUUUGCCCUUGGCACGUCCAGGCAAUUUGUUGGCAGAUUGGCUGGAUGUCACAGCUCCAUCCCUGGGCGAUGCUGUCUUGAAAUCUGGACAGAAACUCUUACCAUGCGCCGCAGGAUCUGGUUUCGUGGCAGGGCCAGCUUCUGCCAAGGAAGAGAAGGCCGCCUUCGCCGCCUGGUCCUCCGCCUUAGCCUAUGCCGCGGACCGCGCUGCGCGGAAUCUAGGCCCCCCACCCAGGGAUAAAGCUCCGGUGGUCGCUUGCGAUCUCUUGGUGGAGCCGAUCAUGACGGCCGCCUCCGUGAACGACGGCGCAGCGGCGGCCAAGACGUGGUCCAACUGGUCUUGGAGCGCAUGGAACCCCUUCAGAUGGGGAGCCUGUGGCUGA
Molecule: messenger RNA, 3876 nt
Organism: Cladocopium goreaui
Lineage: Eukaryota; Dinophyceae; Suessiales; Symbiodiniaceae
Source: the annotation of a GenBank genome assembly